CGUGCAUUGACUGCAAUACAGUCUGUAUUCACACAUACUUUACAUUCACUGCAAGUAUAGACCCAUUGAGUGAAUGAUUGCCACAAAAACACAACAAAUCCUUUGAUAUUAUCAUCGCAUCGGUUGACCACUGAUUGUCGAGUUCUUCGCGACCGAUAUGUCGGGGCGAAGGAGAGGCCGAUCGCAGGACAGCGCCAGCGACUGGAGUAUCGGAUCCAUCGAUAAGGACAACAACAAAGUGGUCGACAAAUUCAACGAUAGACACAAUUGUCAGGAAAAUGAGUCCUUUUGGCAGACAUUUGAAAAGCCGACACAGAUCUACAGAUAUCUAAGAACUCGUCAUUUAGUUUCCCCGAUAUUUCUGAAUCGAAACCUCUAUUAUAUGAGACAACGGUUCCAACGAAGUAAUGGCAAAAAGCGGCGCGACUUCAGUAUUGAUAACAUUCUUCAAUAUGUGAUCGAAAAGAAACAAAGAGAGGCCAUCGCUGAAGAAUCCGCAGGCAAUUUGACGCUAACUAUAUUAUCUGUCAAAAACCAGAGCUCUAACAAAGACCACUCGGCGGUCACUGUGGAGACAUCGUUGCUGAAGAUGGGACACCAGAAGCGCAAAGACGUGUUGGCGCCCGUCUAUCAGUAUUCAGUCGGCACCACUGAACUGGAGCUGAACGGCGAGGACUCGGACGACAACUGUCUGACUGUCUAUAAGAGCGAAUUGAACGAAACUAACGGCCAUCUCGUGAAGCAGUGGUCGUACUCUCUAUUAUUUAUUGCAUCCUUUCAUAAAGACUAUAAUCAGCACAAAGUGAACGGCAAUUGUGUUGAAAGUGAUAAACAAGAGAAUGAUAUGUCGCUAAUGAACGACAAUAACCCGAAGAGCGAACCGUUGGUUAAACGGCGGCGUUUGGAUGAGCCGACGGUGACUUACUUUAAGGCCGAACUUAUCAUUUAUGACAAACACAAGAACUGCCUGUUGACUGAUGGCGAGUACACCGCUGUCCUACAGCCGUGUGCGCCCCCGAAGGCCAACAAGUUUGGCAAAUAUAGUAAAUACUCGAAAUGGCAGGAAAUCACAGCCGAAGAUAUUGACGGCCUCUCUAUAGAGGAUCCGAACAAACAGUACGGAUCGAUGGAAGUGUUCCGAAAGGGUCCGGUUCUCAUGUUUAAGCUGUCGUGGAGUUCGUCCAACAAUCCGGCGAACGACAGCCUCAAUGGCAUGAAUCACAUUCUGUCCAACAAUAUUGAGAACGACUCGGGAAUCGGUAACAACACGAGCGACAACUCCAGUAACCAGUCGUUCAACGGCUGCCUACCGACGGACGAUGCGCUGAAAGCACCGCUCAAUUCACUGUCACUGUUGGGCCAUAAAAAGCCGGUUCGCGUCAUAUAUCAGUUCAUGUUUAACAACAAUGUUCGACAACAGACCAAACCGCAAAGCGACCUGUGCUGUCCCUGGUGUUCACUCAACUGCCAACAGCUCUAUUCGCUGAUCAAACACCUGAAGCUAUGUCACAAUCGGUUUGUAUUCAAUUACGUGCCGGACGCGAAGUGCGCCCGCAUUGAUGUGGCCGUCAACGAGUGCUACGACGGCUCGUAUGCGGGCAAUCCACUCGAUCUCUCCUUUAACAACACAGGGUUUGCCUUCAGCCGCAACGGACCCGUGCGUCGAAAUCCGGUCACUCACGUGAUUGUAUGCCAUCCGAAACGGUUCCCGCAAAGUCUCAGCGAAUUCGAUGAGCCCGACGACGAGGACGGCACCAAUGGUCGCACUUACAUCUCGGGCCACAACCGGCUCUACUAUCACACGAACUCAUGUCUGCCGAUUAGACCCCAAGAGAUGGAAUACGACAGCGAAGCCGAAAACGACCCCAAAUGGAUGAAAGAGAAGACCCAAAUGAUGAUUGACGAAUUCACAGACGUUAAUGAAGGCGAGAAGGAAGUGAUGAAAAUGUGGAAUUUGCAUAUCAUGUCCAAUGGAGUUGAUGUGGUAUUUAUAUUGUAUGACAGGUUUGUGGGCGACUGUCAGAUACAGUUGGCGUGCGAUAUGUUUGUGAAGGAAAAGGGCGAAGAGUUGUUCGCAAAGAACUUGUAUAAGAACUUCAUUUUGCAUUUGAAUAAUCUCUACGAUUUCGGUCUAUUGAAUGCAUCGAGUUUUGUGGAUAUCAUCAAAAAUUUAAACCAAAAACAAAAGUGUUUGGCCGAAGAGCAGAAGGGAAAGGCACUCAAAACUGAACCAAACAAUGGUCUCAAAUCACGAUAA
This is a messenger RNA of Medioppia subpectinata, 2257 nucleotides long. The record is from the annotation of a GenBank genome assembly. NCBI's taxonomy places the organism in Eukaryota, Metazoa, Arthropoda, Arachnida, Sarcoptiformes, Oppiidae.